AUGGCCCCCACACGACCUGAUCAACCUCUGAAUCUGAACUUGUCAUCUUUACCCAAUAUCUCAGAUCCAUCCACGAUACAGUCGAUCAAGUCCCCGUUUUCAGGCGCAAAAUCAACUCCCACUGGCCUCGCCAGUCUGUCAGGUGCAAGAAUGGGAGCUGGCUCCCCUUUGCAUGACCAGGCUGCUCGUCUCUUCCCAAAACGGACCCGUGAGCUGCAGUCUGCUAAUGGCCUAUCCCCUAAUAUCUGGGGUCCUCCCACGAGUGGUACCUCCACACCUUUGUUCGAGAUACCGGAGUCUCCAAACCAGGAUGGAUUUCCUGAUCUCGUGCCCCUCACCGAGACCGGCAUCAAUAGUCCCGCAAGGCGUGGUAGAGCGGGCACUCUGCCAUCUCGAAUCUCCGCUCCCAGCGCGAUUGCCAGUACCAACACCAGCACGGCGUCGAAGACCUCAAGACCUACGCCAUCCACCAGUCCGUUCAGACCGGGAUCAGCUGCUGAAACUGCUUUCAACAAUGCACUGACUAACAACAAUCCGAGCACAGCCACGCUACUGUCACGCCUCCGUGCCGGUAGCAUGCCACAGAGAGCCAGUAUACUGGGUCAGUCUAAUGUCUUCAGCGGACAGUCCACCUUCACCCCCUCCUGGGGCAGCGGUCGUGCUCGCGCUGCAACUCUGAACAGUAUCUCCUCGGCGGAAGACGCCGCUUCCCCUUCACAGCCUGCUUAUAGCAAAGAUGGCAUGAACGAUGCCGGCGUACGGACUCUUGACUAUCUUGGGCUCGCCGAAACGCCCCAGCAAACCCGUGCAGAGCCAUUGCGAGCUCUUCCAGCAGACGUCGACGCUGCCGAUCAGCCUCUAGACUCUCUAUCCGCUUUUCACCGGAGCAAUCCUUCGAACCGAUUCCGUUCUUUCUCGGUGAAUACACAACCUCAGCCAUAUGGCUUCGACACGCUCGAGAAUGCAGGAAUCCUACGUAAUGGUGCAUUGACUCCUGGCGCUGCUGCUGCCAUGGAGGCCGAGUUCGAAGCAGUACAAGAGAAAGUCCGCCUCCACAAUCAAGCUGUUCAAGCUUUCGCAGUCAAUGCAAUGGCAGCCAGACCUCGUGCUAGUACGGCUGGCUUGGUGGAGACACCCCAGCGUACAGCCAUGAGAGACUAUGUGCAGGGCACUAACCUUGCGGAAGGCUAUGCUGGCAGUGAUAUGCAAAUGCAUGGUCACGAACUUGCCAACGCUCUCAGUGACCUCAAUUUGUCCAACAACACGGUACAACAUGGCGAGAGCUACGAUGAAGCUGAUCUGCAGCCCUCACGGUCCUUAUGGAUUGGCUCAAUCCCGAACUCGACGACCAUGUCAUCUCUCGAUGCUAUCUUCUGUCGGUUUGGCGCAAUCGAAUCCACCCGAGUACUCACUCACAAGAAUUGCGGUUUCGUCAAUUUCGAAUCAUCCGAGCAUGCUAUUCGCGCGCGACUCGCUUUGAACAACAAGGAGAUCUUCCCUGGAUCAGGUCCAGUACGGAUUGGGUUCGCCAAAGCACCAACGUCCACCGCCAUGACGCCCAACGAGUCAGCACUAACGCCAACUUCUGCUGAAAUGAACACUCCUGGCGUUGGCGACGGUUCUUCCGGCGCCGCGAAGAUCAGCUCGGUAGCUCAUACAUCGUUGGGUGAUUCACUGAGCGAGUUGCAACCCGAGAUUCAGCAGAUUGUCGGUGACUUCGGAGCCAGUCCCCCAGACAUGGCAACUAUAGCUGCGAACGUCUCCAGUGCCGCCAGCUACGCUCCGGUUCUGCGAGAGAUUCCGGCUGUUCCUGAGCCGAACUCCGCUCGGAUGUACGAUGCUCCCAGACUUCGCGAUAUUCGUAAGAGGAUAGACAAUGGCACUUGUGGGCUCCAGGAGAUUGAGCAGAUCGCAAUUGAUAUGCUUCCCGAGAUUGCCGAGCUCGCGUCAGAUUAUCUAGGCAAUACAGUCGUCCAGAAGUUGUUCGAGUUCAGCUCGGAGCAAAUCAAGGAACAGAUGCUCAUGCAAAUUGCACCUCAUCUUGCCGAGAUAGGUGUGCACAAGAACGGUACCUGGGCGGCGCAGAAGAUCAUCGACGUCUGCAAAACAGAAAGUCAAACUCAACUCAUCGUCGAAAGCCUUCGACCGUACACCAUUCCAUUGUUCAUGGACCAGUACGGCAACUACGUUCUGCAAUGUUGCCUGCGCUUCGGAGCACCAUACACAGACUUCAUCUUCGAGAUGAUGCUUAGCCAUGUCAACGAGAUCUCUCAAGGACGAUUCGGUGCUCGUGCAAUGCGGGCUUGCCUCGAGUCCCACUAUGCUACCAAAUCGCAGCAGCGCAUGCUCGCAGCUGCUGUUGCUCUUUCCAGUAUGCAGCUUGCAACCAACGCCAAUGGUGCUUUGCUACUGACCUGGCUCCUUGAUACAUGUUCGUUUCCUCGUCGCCGGACAGUGCUCGCGCCCCGCCUGGUGCCUCACCUUGUCCAGCUAUGCACCCACAAGGUCGCGUAUCUGACAGUUCUCAAAAUUAUUAACCAACGCAAUGAGCCUGAAGCGCGCGACAUGAUCCUCAAAGCUCUCUUCUUCAGCAAUAAUGACACGGUUUUGGAGCACAUUCUUCGCGACCAAACUUCGGGGGUGACAUUGAUCUUCAAGAUUUUGACAACGCCUUUCCUCGACGACGGCCUUCGUCCAGACAUCGUUCGCAACAUCACUAAGAUCUUGAGUAAGAUCAAAGCACAACCAAAUCAAGGAUACAAGCGCUUGAUGGAUGAGGUUGGCAUGUCCUCUCGAGGCGGGCAAGCACCACCACAGCCAUUUUCUAACUCACCCGUGGGUAACGACCGUCAGCGUCCGAUGACGCAGCCCUCGCCCCUUACACAGCCAUCUGCCUUCCAGCGCCAGUAUAAUGGGGCCUUUAUGCCCGAUGCCGGUGCCAGUCCUGUUCGUUCUGGCUCGGCCGACCCCUUCGGCUAUCCUGGGUACAACAUCAAUGCUUUCGGACAGCAGCAGAACUAUAACGGAAUGCCAUAUCAACAAAUGAACCCUCAGGCACAGUAUCAAGGCUUUACUGCGCCAGCUCGUUCGGCAAGCGCAGGAUUCCCAGGCUCACCAUAUGGUGGUUUCAGCACACCACAGCCCUCAGUAGAUCCGUUCCGCAUGCCAAAUCAAGCAUCUCCAGUGUACUCAGGAAGUCCGGUCAAUGUCCUCCCGAAUAUGGCCAACAAUGUAUACAACUACCAGCAGCCACAACAGCAGCAAUAUUUCUAUCCGCCAUCUAUGCAGCCCGUGCACACUGCGGGGCGAGGAGGCAGACGGAUGAAUUUUUGA
Cyphellophora attinorum is the source of this 3333-nucleotide messenger RNA. RefSeq names its product Pumilio domain-containing protein C56F2.08c. The transcript is spliced from 2 exons. The record is from RefSeq and is a predicted model, not a curated record. Gene Ontology annotation, molecular function: RNA binding. NCBI's taxonomy places the organism in Eukaryota, Fungi, Ascomycota, Eurotiomycetes, Chaetothyriales, Cyphellophoraceae. The coding region runs from base 1 to 3333 and encodes 1110 amino acids.